Salvia splendens (bonfire salvia) is the source of this 1402-nucleotide messenger RNA. RefSeq names its product 2-oxoisovalerate dehydrogenase subunit beta 1, mitochondrial. Gene Ontology annotation, biological process: response to nutrient; branched-chain amino acid catabolic process. NCBI's taxonomy places the organism in Eukaryota, Viridiplantae, Streptophyta, Magnoliopsida, Lamiales, Lamiaceae. Gene Ontology annotation, cellular component: oxoglutarate dehydrogenase complex. The record is from RefSeq and is a predicted model, not a curated record. Bases 93 to 1178 code for a protein of 361 amino acids. The transcript is spliced from 13 exons.
CACUAACCAACUAACCUUAUUUAUUGAUUGUUUAUCCACCCACCCACCCUUGGCCACAGCUUGAUUGAUCGAGCUUUCCUCUCCCUUUCAAAAUGCCUUGCACCACCGGCCGUGGUAUCACCAGAAUCGGAAAUUUUAGUCGGAUUUGGUCUUCGCCUUGCAGGGGACUGCAGACCGCCGUCCACGGCCAAUCGCCGCCUCCAACUAAGCCUGUCAAUUUAUUCUCUGCUGUAAACCAAGCCCUUCACAUAGCCUUGGACACCGAUCCUCGUGCUUAUGUAUUUGGGGAAGAUGUGGGGUUUGGUGGUGUUUUCCGCUGCACUACUGGUUUAGCUGAUCAAUUUGGCAAACGUCGAGUUUUCAAUACUCCCCUCUGUGAGCAGGGCAUUGUUGGAUUUGCAAUUGGUCUGGCAGCUAUGGGGAACAGAGCAAUAGCUGAAAUUCAGUUUGCAGAUUAUAUUUUUCCUGCUUUUGAUCAGAUUGUGAAUGAAGCAGCUAAGUUUAGAUACCGGAGUGGCAAUCAAUUUAAUUGCGGAGGCUUAACAAUCAGAACACCUUAUGGAGCCGUUGGCCAUGGAGGCCAUUACCAUUCUCAAUCCCCUGAAGCUUUUUUCUGUCAUGUUCCUGGUAUAAAGGUUGUGAUUCCACGCAGUCCUCGACAAGCUAAAGGACUGCUGUUGUCGUCAAUCCGCGACCCGAAUCCAGUUGUAUUUCUGGAACCAAAGUGGCUGUACCGGCUGGCAGUGGAAGAAGUUCCAGAGCAAGAUUACAUGUUACCACUAUCAGAAGCUGAGGUGAUUCGGGAAGGGAGUGACAUAACACUUGUUGGAUGGGGAGCUCAGCUGUCGGUCAUGGAACAGGCCUGUGUGGAUGCGGAGAAGGAGGGCAUCUCCUGUGAAUUGGUAGACCUGAAAACUCUAAUACCAUGGGAUAAGGAAACAGUAGAGGCAUCCGUUAAUAAAACUGGAAGACUUCUGGUUAGUCAUGAAGCUCCAAUAACAGGUGGAUUUGGCGCUGAAAUAUCUGCAUCCAUAGUGGAACGGUGCUUUACUAGGUUAGAAGCUCCAGUAGCAAGAGUGUGCGGCCUGGAUACCCCUUUCCCUCUUGUAUUUGAGCCAUUCUACAUGCCAACGAAGAACAAGAUAUUGGAUGCCAUCAAAUCCACGGUCAAAUAUUAGGCAAUGGAAGGAAGCAUUCAUUGUUUGCUCUAGAUGGGGAUGUCUAUUUCAUUAAGAAGUGCAAUAGAAGAAGACGGCAAUUAAUUAUCAACUCAAAUACAGACUUGUGGUCGACAAGAUUGUUUCUUAUUGGCCUUGGUAAUUAUGUUAAAAUAAACUUUAGACUCAUGUUUUGAUUUAUUUGUUUUCAAGUAUAAAAAGUAGUACAUAUUUAUUUUGUUAAA